CAUGGGGAUGCAGAGAACACUGAGGAGGAGAGCUGGGGUGGAAAGGGACCCCGGCGCCCCGCUUUCACGAUGGCAUGACGUCACUGCACCCACCGCAGUUCCGGUCUCCACGCUCACUCGGGCUCCCAGCACUGCUAAGGGUGACCCACAAAGGCCGGCACGAUGGCCGGGGCCUCGGUGAAGGUGGCGGUACGCGUCCGCCCCUUCAAUUCUCGGGAGAUGAGCCGAGACUCCAAGUGCAUCAUCCAGAUGUCCGGAAGUACCACCACCAUCAUUAACCCCAAACAGCCCAAGGAGACCCCCAAAAGCUUCAGCUUCGACUACUCCUACUGGUCACACACCUCGCCCGAGGACAUCAACUACGCCUCCCAGAAGCAGGUAUAUCGGGACAUUGGAGAGGAGAUGCUGCAGCACGCCUUCGAGGGCUACAAUGUGUGCAUAUUCGCCUACGGGCAGACCGGGGCCGGCAAGUCCUACACCAUGAUGGGCAAGCAGGAGAAGGACCAGCAGGGCAUCAUCCCACAGCUCUGUGAGGACCUGUUCUCCCGAAUCAACGACACGACCAAUGACAACAUGUCCUACUCCGUGGAGGUCAGCUACAUGGAGAUUUACUGUGAGCGCGUACGCGACCUCCUGAAUCCCAAGAACAAGGGCAACCUGCGUGUGAGGGAGCACCCACUGCUGGGGCCAUAUGUGGAGGACCUCUCCAAGCUGGCGGUCACCUCUUACAAUGACAUCCAGGACCUCAUGGACUCAGGGAACAAGGCCAGGACCGUGGCAGCCACAAACAUGAAUGAAACCAGCAGCCGCUCCCACGCGGUCUUCAACAUCAUUUUCACCCAGAAGCGCCACGACGCAGAGACCGACAUCACCACGGAGAAAGUGAGCAAGAUCAGCCUGGUGGACCUGGCUGGGAGUGAGCGGGCUGACUCCACAGGAGCCAAGGGCACGCGUCUCAAGGAGGGAGCCAACAUCAAUAAGUCCUUGACCACGCUGGGGAAGGUGAUCUCUGCUCUGGCUGAAAUGGACUCUGGGCCCAAUAAGAACAAGAAAAAGAAGAAGACAGAUUUCAUUCCAUACAGAGAUUCUGUGCUGACCUGGCUCCUCCGAGAAAACCUGGGCGGGAACUCAAGGACGGCGAUGGUUGCAGCCCUGAGCCCCGCAGACAUCAACUACGACGAGACCCUGAGCACACUGAGGUAUGCUGACCGGGCCAAACAGAUCCGCUGUAAUGCCGUCAUCAACGAGGACCCGAACAACAAGCUGAUCCGUGAGCUGAAGGACGAGGUGACGCGGCUGCGGGACCUGCUGUACGCCCAGGGUCUCGGGGACAUCACAGACACCAACACUGUGCCCGGAGGACCCAAAUACAUGUCCGACCUUGAGAACAAUAACCGUAACCGUGGCGGGGCGGAGUUGAGUCCAGCCCCUGACAAUCUCUCCACAGUGACCAACGCCCUGGUGGGCAUGAGCCCCUCGUCCUCGCUCUCGGCCCUGUCCAGCCGUGCUGCCUCCGUGUCCAGCCUGCACGAGCGCCUCUUGUUUGCCCCGGGCAGUGAGGAGGCCAUCGAGAGGCUGAAGGAGACAGAGAAGAUCAUCGCCGAGCUCAAUGAGACAUGGGAGGAGAAGCUGCGGCGCACGGAAGCCAUCCGGAUGGAGAGGGAAGCCCUGCUGGCCGAGAUGGGCGUGGCCAUGAGGGAGGACGGCGGCACCCUGGGGGUGUUCUCUCCCAAAAAGACACCACAUCUGGUCAACCUGAACGAGGACCCAUUGAUGUCUGAGUGCCUCUUGUACUACAUCAAGGACGGGAUAACCAGAGUGGGCCGUGAGGAUGCAGAGAGACGGCAGGACAUUGUCCUGAGUGGGCAUUUCAUCAAGGAGGAGCACUGCAUCUUCCGGAGCGACUCCCGAGGGGGCAGUGAAGCCGUGGUGACCCUGGAGCCCUGUGAGGGAGCAGACACUUAUGUCAAUGGCAAGAAAGUCACGGAGCCCAGUAUCCUGCGGUCAGGAAACCGCAUCAUCAUGGGAAAGAGCCACGUAUUCCGGUUCAACCACCCCGAGCAGGCGAGGCAGGAGCGGGAGCGCACGCCCUGUGCGGAGACACCUGCCGAGCCCGUGGACUGGGCCUUCGCGCAGCGAGAGCUGCUGGAGAAGCAGGGCAUUGACAUGAAGCAGGAGAUGGAGCAGAGACUCCAGGAGCUGGAGGACCAGUACCGCCGGGAGCGGGAGGAGGCCACGUACCUGCUAGAGCAGCAGAGGCUGGACUACGAGAGCAAGCUGGAGGCCCUGCAGAGGCAGAUGGACUCCAGGUAUUACCCCGAGGUGAACGAGGAGGAGGAGGAGCCUGAGGAUGAAGUCCAGUGGACCGAGAGAGAGUGUGAGCUGGCGCUUUGGGCCUUCCGCAAGUGGAAGUGGUACCAGUUCACGUCACUGCGGGACUUGCUGUGGGGCAACGCCAUCUUCCUCAAGGAGGCCAAUGCCAUCAGUGUUGAGCUCAAGAAGAAGGUCCAGUUCCAAUUCGUCCUCCUCACGGACACUCUCUACUCCCCGCUGCCACCGGAUCUGCUGCCCCCAGAGGCCGCCAAAGACCGGGAGACUCGUCCCUUCCCCCGCACCAUUGUGGCCGUGGAGGUCCAGGACCAGAAGAAUGGGGCCACCCACUACUGGACGCUGGAGAAGCUCAGGCAGCGCCUGGACCUGAUGCGGGAGAUGUACGACCGGGCGGCGGAGGUGCCCUCCAGUGUCAUUGAGGACUGUGACAACGUGGUGACUGGCGGAGACCCCUUCUACGACCGCUUUCCUUGGUUCCGGCUGGUGGGCAGUUCAGUCAUCUCUGGCUGCAACAGCUACCCUCUUCUCAACACAUGCAUGAGCGAGCGCAUGGCUGCUCUCACCCCCUCCCCCACCUUCUCGAGCCCCGACUCCGACGCCACCGAGCCUGCCGAGGAGCAGAGCGUGGGGGAGGAGGAGGAGGAGGAGGAGGAGGAGGAGGACCUGGAGGACGACGUCUUUCCGGAGCACGCGCUGUGCGACGGCCGGGACCCGUUUUACGACCGGCCCCCCCUGUUCAGUUUAGUAGGAAGGGCCUUCGUGUACCUGAGCAACUUGCUGUACCCCGUGCCCCUCGUGCACCGUGUGGCCGUCGUCAGUGAGAAGGGAGAGGUGAAGGGUUUCCUUCGCGUGGCCGUCCAGGCCACCUCAGCUGACGAGGAGGCCCCUGACUAUGGCUCUGGCGUCCGGCAGUCAGGGACAGCCAGAAUCUCCUUUGACGACCAGCACUUUGAAAAGUUCCAGUCUGAAUCCUGCCCAGUGGUGGGGAUGUCCCGCUCAGGGACCUCCCAGGAAGAGCUGCGCAUCGUGGAAGGUCAGGGCCAGGGUGCAGACGCCGGGCCCUCAGCCGACGAGGUCAACAAUAACACCUGCUCAGCCGUGUCUCCGGAAGGCCUCCUCCUGGACAGCCCCGAGAAGGCCCCCCUGGAUGGGCCGUUGGACGCCGCCCUGGACCAUCUGCGCCUGGGCAACACCUUCACCUUCCGUGUGACCGUCCUGCAGGCGUCCAGCAUCUCUGCUGAAUAUGCCGACAUCUUCUGCCAGUUCAACUUCAUCCAUCGCCACGAUGAGGCCUUCUCCACGGAGCCCCUCAAGAACACAGGGAGGGGUCCCCCACUCGGCUUCUACCAUGUCCAAAAUAUCGCGGUGGAGGUGACCAAGUCCUUCAUCGAGUAUAUCAAGAGCCAGCCCAUCGUGUUCGAGGUCUUUGGUCACUACCAGCAGCACCCAUUCCCACCCCUCUGCAAGGACGUGCUCAGCCCCCUGAGACCCUCGCGCCGCCACUUCCCAAGGGUCAUGCCGCUGUCCAAGCCAGUGCCUGCCACCAAGCUCAGCACGCUGGCGCGGCCCUGCCCUGGGCCCUGUCACUGCAAGUACGACCUCCUGGUCUACUUCGAGAUCUGCGAGCUGGAGGCCAAUGGCGAUUACAUUCCUGCAGUCGUGGACCACCGUGGCGGGAUGCCAUGCAUGGGGACCUUCCUGCUUCACCAGGGCAUCCAGAGACGGAUUACCGUGACCCUGCUGCAUGAGACAGGCAGCCACAUCCGCUGGAAGGAAGUCCGAGAGCUGGUCGUGGGUCGAAUCCGAAACACACCAGAAACUGAUGAAUCCCUGAUCGACCCCAACAUCUUGUCUCUCAACAUCCUGUCCUCUGAUUACAUCCACCCGGCCCAGGAUGACCGGCAGUUUCUUGAUUCGGACAUGCCUAGGACCUUCUACCAGUUCGAGGCUGCGUGGGACAGCUCCAUGCACAACUCUCUCCUGCUCAACCGGGUCACCCCGUACCGAGAGAAGAUCUACAUGACUGUCUCAGCUUACAUUGAGAUGGAGAACUGCACCCAGCCAGCGGUCAUCACCAAGGACUUCUGCAUGGUCUUCUACUCUCGGGAUGCCAAGCUGCCUGCUUCGCGCUCCAUCCGCAACCUGUUUGGCAGUGGGAGCCUGCGGGCCUCGGAGAGCAACCGCGUGACGGGCGUCUAUGAGCUCAGCCUGUGCCAUGUGGCCGAUGCAGGCAGCCCAGGGAUGCAGCGGCGGCGAAGGCGAGUGCUGGAUACAUCUGUGGCCUACGUCCGGGGCGAGGAGAACCUGGCGGGCUGGCGGCCCCGGAGCGACAGCCUCAUCCUGGACCACCAAUGGGAGCUGGAGAAGCUGAGCCUGCUGCAGGAGGUGGAAAAGACCAGGCAUUACCUGCUGCUGCGGGAGAAGCUGGAGACCACCCAGCGGCCCGGCCCCGAGGCGCCAUCCCCUGCCUCCAGUGAGGACUCCGGGUCCCACGGCUCAUCCAGCCCCUCCUCCCCACUCUCUGCUGAGGGCCGGCCGUCCCCUGUGGAGACUCCCAACGAGAGGCAACGGGAGCUGGCCGUCAAGUGUUUACGUCUCCUCACGCACACGUUCAACAGAGAGUACACCCACAGCCACGUCUGCGUCAGCGCCAGCGAGAGCAAGCUCUCGGAGAUGUCUGUCACCCUGCUCCGGGACCCGUCCAUGUCACCUCUGGGCGCAGCCACGCUCACACCCUCCUCCACCUGCCCCUCUCUGGUUGAAGGGCGGUACGGAGCCGCAGAGCUGAGGACCCCUCAGCCCUGCUCCCGGCCGGCCAGCCCAGAGCCCGAGCCUGUGCCAGAGGCAGAUUCGAAGAAGCUUCCCUCCCCAGCUCGGGCAACAGAGGCAGACAAGGAGCCCCAGCGCCUGCUGGUUCCUGACAUCCAGGAGAUCCGGGUCAGCCCCAUCGUGUCGAAGAAGGGCUACCUGCACUUCCUGGAGCCGCACACAGCAGGCUGGGCCAAGCGCUUUGUGGUCGUACGACGUCCCUAUGCCUACCUAUACAACAGCGACAAGGACUCCGUGGAGAGGUUUGUGCUCAACCUGUCCACCGCCCAGGUGGAGUACAGCGAGGACCAGCAGGCCAUGCUCAAGACGCCCAACACGUUCGCCGUGUGCACGGAGCACCGCGGCAUCCUGCUGCAGGCCAACAGUGACAAGGACAUGCACGACUGGCUGUACGCCUUCAAUCCUCUCCUGGCCGGCACCAUACGGUCCAAGCUCUCCAGAAGGCGGUCUGCCCAGAUGAGGGUGUGAGCCGGAGCCCUCCCGGACAGCCACAGGCCGGCCCCCCAAGCCCUCAUCACCACCCGUCAUGUCACCGUGCCCAGCCUGCCCCUACCAGCAAGCCAGCGAGUCCCCUCUUGGGGACCGCGUCGGGCCCCGUGAGCGCCACCUCUGGCCCGGGGACCUGCACCAUACGACCUGUCCUGCUCCCAGCAGAGGCCGUGUUUGUUCUUUGGUCUUUCCAAGUGUGCCCUGGGUGGGAAGAGCUGGGAGGUGCUGGAAAGGCAGAGGGUACAAGCCACAGGGGCAUCGCUGCCGUUCUAAUAUUUUUUUAAGCAUAGACAGACUUAUAAUUAAUAUACAUUAGUUAGUGACAUUGAAACGGUCCACUCAGAAAUUAACUAUAAGACUGUGUUCUAUUUAUAAGUAUUUAUUUCUAAUGCCUUCACAUAGACCUGUAGGAUUCAGAUGGACCCUGUCCCCCGCUUGCUCCCACUCACAUCCCCCAGGGCUCAUAGGGAAGGCCAUGAUGAACGGGUGUCUGCACAGGCCGGGUGCCUCCUGGUUGGCACCAUGGGACACGCCUGGCCAGGCCCGAGCGGGGGCUUCUCCCCAGCCACAUGGGGGGGCAGGCCUUCAUCCCGGGUAGGGGGAGUGUGAGUGUCAGGCGACCUGGUGCCUGGAUCCUGAGCUGCGCGGAGGGGGGCGUGCAGUCCUCCAGCAGGAGGUGGCAUCCUAUCACCCAGACAACAGCCUCGGAGAUGCAGCUUCUCCCUGGGAGCAUGUGGAGCAGAGGGAGACCGGGCAGACGGGCCCCUGGGCUGUGGGGCUCUCCCAGCCAGGACUGCAGCUGGUGUCAUGUAUCCUGGCCGCUGGCGUGCAGGUGGCUGGGGUUCAAGGUGGUCUGGGCAGCCAGAGGCUUCAGGUGCUGCUUCUGCAGCUGCGGUGAGAAAUGGGGUGAGCUCCAGGUCAUUCUUGGGAAGAAAGUGUGUGACCUCCCCCUUUACCCCAAGAGAAGAGUUUCUGAGAGUCCCGGGGUCAGGUGAGGGCAGCCGGCCGGCCACUGUCCUCAGGGAGGUGCUCCUGUCCUGCACCCAGGGGCUGUCCUCCUGCUGAUGGGAGCUCUUGUUCCAAGAUCUACUUCCUUCUCUGUGCAGAUGCCACACCCAAGGCCCAGCCCCCACAGGGCAAGGGUCGGCUCCAGGCUGAGAGUCUGGUCAGGCAUCACACCCAGACCAGAAACACGUCAAAGAGACCGCGGGGCCCGGGGGUCUUCAAUGACGUGUUCCCACACCCAGUUGGCCUCCUUCCAACUCAAGGAAAAACAGCAACCAAACCACAAAACCUCUGUCCCUGCCAUGGCCCCCUGAGAGCAGGUUUCAUUCAGAGUUCAAGGGGUUCCAGGCCCAGGUUCGCGGCCAGCCGGUCUGUCCACACUGUUCUCUGCUGUCUUUACAGGCCCUGCGGGGCGUGGCUCACAGACCCCUCACCUCUUCACCCAGUUUGGAUUACCGUGUCACACCUGGUCAGGGGUUCCAAAGCCCGCCCCAUCCAGCCCCGGGCCGUCCCCGAUAGACACCCACGUGACAUGGGGACCCUAUCCCCAUUCUGUGCACCGAGGCCGGGAGGGUGUAUAGCUGCAUUCCUCCAGGGAUGUGUGGGGUCGGCUCCCACCCCAGGUGAGAAGGUUCUAAUUGGGGGCGCUCCUUGGGGAAAGUUAUUCAGGCCCCUUCAGCGCUGCCUCGGAUGUGGGACUAGGCUGGUGGGCACCCGACCUGAGCGGCCACUGGCAGUGGGGUGUGGCCUGCCAGCCGCCCCAGCCCGGCCAGAAGCAGAGAGGCCAGUGUGCCUUCUCCACCCCCAGCCACAGGCAGUGCCUCAGUGGCCCCUUUUGCUCUCUGCUCCCCCCUCCACCAGUGCGUGGGAGGCACCCCUGGAGUGUAGCUACUUCACUAAGACACGUGUCCUGGAAGGCCACAUCUGCAAGGCACAGGGCUCUAUAGCCUUCCUUGGAGGCCCUGGAUGAGUGCUUCCAUCCCAGACUGAAAUCACAUGUCAUCCAGAAACCAGAUGUUCCCAGGCUGAGACACAGAGAGCAGGGGUGCGGCAUGGUCCAGAGCAGCACUUUUUCUGGCUUUUACGAGGGCCUGGAAGGCAGGGAGGAGGACCGCAGAGGGCAGGGGCUGUCCUAAGGUGAGCUGGUUCCCAGGAGCCCCACGUGCCUGCAGGGAGCCCGGAGGUGCCCGGCCCUGGCCACAGCCCACUCAGGUCAGCCAGCCUGCAGCCGUGGCCUUGGAUGGUCUGAGGCACUCGCACCCAGGACGCAGGUGUCUGAGGCCAGCCAACCUGCAGAGCACCUGCCUCGUGGGGCGGGCUGAAGGAAGGGGGCCUGCGCGAGGGUUUCUGGGAACCACCCUAAAUUUGGGAGCCUCCACAGCCAUGGAGGUUCUUCAAGGACUGUUUAAUUUUGGCCUGAUGCCCCUUGGCAGUUGCUGGGAGCCCUGGCCCUGUUGUCACAGCCAGACCCUCAGAGUGCUGGGGAGAGAAAUCCGAGUCAGAAAAGCUGGUCUCUUCACGUCUGCCCUUGCCAGAAGCUACCCACAUGUCACGUUAGGGGGCCAAGCAUUUAGCAAACUGGGGUGUGGGCUUCAACUCUGUGACCCCCGGGGAGCUGAUCUGGGGGCCCCUGAGGGUCUACCCAUUGUGGGGUGCAGAGAGGAAGGUCAGACCUGACAAUUUCCCACUAAGUGGGAAGAGACGAAAGAUCCAGAAAGCCUAGUCUCUGGGAGGUUUUUUGUUUUACUGCUUGAUGCCACUCAUUUUGGUUUGAGGGACAGCCAUCCUCCCCUAGAGAAGCCCUCUGCCUCCUCCAGGGGAGGGUGAGCCCAGGAAGUGGGGGCGCUGGGCUCCAUUGUGUCCAGGCCAGUCCCCGGGGGGUAGCUGAGAGGCUCCUGAGUUCUUUCCAAGUCAUCACUCCUUCGGUGCCCGUGUCCCAUUCACCCAUCGCACACACACACACAUGCUCCCGGGCCUCGGGGGGCUGCAGUGAGGGGCCCUCCCUGAGGGGCAGGUGUGGUGAACACUCGGGGAGAGUUCCUGAACGCUGCCGGUCCAGGUGUGAGCGGGGUCAAGCUGUUGGUCCUCUGUCAGCUCUCUCCCGCUCAGGACUCCAGAAGGCGCCCUCCUCUUAUCCCUGGGAUCAGCAGAGGCUGUGGCUUCCUGUGGGCCUGCGCUUCCUGCCGCUCGCCGUCCCCUCAGCUUCCCCUAGCUUGUACAUAUGUGGUUGUGGCACACCCUGGGCCCCCGCCCUGUAACCACCAUCCUGAUGUAACGACUCUAGUUCCCUGACGUCCUAAACCCGAGUGUUAGGCUCUAGGCUCCUGUACUGUGUGUGUGCACUUAAGAUUCUGUCCAAUUAAGAAAUAAAUGUGGCUCCUUAUGCAACACCCGA
Messenger RNA from Neogale vison (American mink), 9049 nucleotides. RefSeq names its product kinesin family member 1A (gene KIF1A). Gene Ontology annotation, biological process: microtubule-based movement. NCBI's taxonomy places the organism in Eukaryota, Metazoa, Chordata, Mammalia, Carnivora, Mustelidae. The record is from RefSeq and is a predicted model, not a curated record. The transcript is spliced from 50 exons. The coding region runs from base 163 to 5628 and encodes 1821 amino acids. Gene Ontology annotation, molecular function: microtubule binding; ATP binding; microtubule motor activity.